CAAUUUCAGAUUUUUUAUCUACAAAUUGUGACGCGAAAUGUAUAUUCUUGGGAAACCCGGUCACCUCCGAAACCAUAAAUUCUUUUCCGACGAAUUGUAGUACUGUAUGUGCAAACCUAGUGCUAGAUGAAACUAUAGAUGUGACAGAAGAAAAAUUGGCCUUGACUUUCAAAAAUAUGAGAGUGUUGUUCGGGUCAUUGAAAGUUGUUAGCACAAGUCUAUCCAAUGGACAUUUUUUCUCUGAUUUGGAGACAAUUGAAUGUGAUUUAAACGGAACAUUUCUUUGGGAAGAAAACAACUUAAUGACUGAAAUUGGAAUGACGAAUUUGACCAGGUGUUAUUGUCACAUUGAUAUCAACUACAAUAACGACAUGAAAUUGUUGAAUUUACCUAAUUUAAAGAAUUUUUCCUCGAUACUCCCAAACAAUUCUGAUCAACAAAUCAUCAUGAAUAUCUAUAAUAUGCCCAUUGAAUUGUGUUUGUCAAUUGCUGAAGCGACAAAUUUCAUAAUUAACAGAAAUCUUUAUAUGAAAACAUUGCCACGCCAUUUUUGCAAUUUCACCGGUGAUUCUAUUUCGAGUGGCAAAGUCUGUCAAUUUGAAGAAUUGACCCUGAAAAAUAUGGACUCUGGUUGCGUUAUUGUUUGUGGAAAUGUAACAAUUGAAGAGGAGGAUGAGGAUUUUUUUUAUAAAUUGAAAAAUAUGCAAUUUUUAUUGGGGAGACUAUGGAUACCAGGAAAACCAAGAUCACUUAACUUUUCAAGCAAUUGGGAAUAUGGAAUCAAUUUGAUACAUGGGUUUCCACUAUUAUCUGUUACACAUAAUUCGGUACUAGAAACCAUUGUAAUGCCAAGGUUAAAGGGUAUACAACUCAGAACUCCAUUUUGGAUAGAACUCCAUAAUGUCAAUGAGAAGCUUAAGUCGUUGCCAAACAUUGUUGAUCCUUAUAUGGACUUUUACAACAAAACUGUCAAGUAUUGUGCAACUUUUGAUGGCCUUGAUUGUUAUUUUCCUCCUACGGAAGAACGCGACAACUUCAGCGUACAAGUAUGUAAUUUGUGCUUGAUAUUUGUGAUGUGCUCGUUCCUCCUAAACAAUUUGUUGUAAUGCAAAUUUGAUGUGAAUUAUUUCUUCCGUG
Molecule: messenger RNA, 1137 nt
Organism: Caenorhabditis elegans
Lineage: Eukaryota; Metazoa; Nematoda; Chromadorea; Rhabditida; Rhabditidae
Source: the annotation of a RefSeq genome assembly